Molecule: messenger RNA, 1428 nt
Organism: Daucus carota subsp. sativus
Lineage: Eukaryota; Viridiplantae; Streptophyta; Magnoliopsida; Apiales; Apiaceae
Product: CASP-like protein 4A3
Exons: 3
Coding region: 117-1058 (313 amino acids)
Source: RefSeq, a predicted model, not a curated record
UUGCAAAAAGAAACUCCUUCAAUUCGUUCCUUUUUCUCUCCCUUUUCUUCUCCUAUUACAAAAACCUAUACUUACAUUAUACACACAAAUAUAUAAACCCCCACUCUCACUCAGUAAUGGACCAAUCACAACCGCACAACCACCGCAUCGCCGCCCCUCCCCCGCCGGCGAAAAUGAAAAAGCUCCCCAACAGUAACAAAACUCGGACAGUCUCCGACGCCGAUUCUCAAAUCAGCGAGGCCGACUCGUUCCACUCUCUCCACUCGCCGCUCCACGCUGUCGACAACUCGAAGGCGAUCGUCGCCGUCACCGCCGACAAGUACUACUCUCCCGGCCCCUCUCCGCCGCCAAUUCGGCAUGAUAACAACCAGCUGAGACACAAUUUGGAGUUUCCGCCGCCGUCGACGCCGCCGUCGACGCCGCCGGCGAGCGGUUUCAAGGUUGAUCGGGCGGUGAGGGAGGAGGUGAGCGGCGGAGUGACGAGAGUGGGGCCGACGGGCGAGGGAUUAGGGUUUGAUGAGGAAGUAGGGGGAGAAAGGAGAUCGAGAGCCGCGGUGAACAGCAUAUUGAAGAGAUCGAGGAAGGAUGUGAAUGCGGAGAGAGCGGCGUUGGUAUUGAGAGUUUGCGAGAUUGUAUUGUGUUUGAUUUCGUUUUCGGUUAUGGCCGCGGAUAAGACGCAGGGGUGGAGUGGUGAUUCUUUUGAUCGCUACAAGGAAUACAGGUACUGCCUCUCUAUGGCUGUCAUUGCAUUUGUAUACUCAGGAUUACAAGCAUCUGAUCUUGCAUACCAUUCAGCCACGGGCAAACAUAUUAUUUCGCAUCACCUUCGUUAUCAUUUUGAUUUUGUGAUGGAUCAGAUUCUCGCAUAUCUUCUGUUAUCUGCAUCAUCUUCGGCAGCCACCAGGGUAGAUGAUUGGGUAUCAAACUGGGGGAGUGAUCAGUUUACGCGAAUGGCUACUGCAUCUAUAUGGAUGUCUUUUCUGGCAUUUGCAGCAUUUGCCUCAAGUUCACUCAUAUCUGGUUACAAUUUAUGUAACCGCGUGACUAGUGGAUUGUAAUAUCCUCUUUCCUCCGGAUAUUGUUCAAAUCUAGAAGCAUUAUUUGCUGGUGGAUAUUUUCUUAGAACCUUAUUCGGAAAUGUACAGAUGAAUGCUAUUUCGGCAAGGAAACCUGCUACUUCCACGGCUCUCUGUGGAUGGUCUAUAAGCAGUUUCUAUCAUGUGGGAGAGAAAGGGCAAAGAUCACUACUUUUACAUAUAGUAAUAGCAUUCAACCAGUUUUUAGUAACAUUUUUCUAGAUUUUGGGUAAGAGGGGAAAAGGUUUGUAUACAUAUAGCCUGUUUAAUACUAAAUAAAAAAUAUCCGGUUGUAUCUAAAGAAAUAGAUCAUUUCUUCUUAACAUAUAAAUAUACUUUGUAUUCUGCUUCA